CCGCACCACGUGUCCGCGCUGCCCUUCGCCGGCCCGGCGUGGGAGGCGGCUGCGCGCUCGGGCCGCCCGGGGCUUGCCGAGUCGGCACCGACAAAUAUUUGGUUUCCCUCUUCCCCGGGCUGCUGUAAUCUUAAACCGCCGGGAGCCCGAGGCCUAUAUUUAUAGAGAAACGCGCGUCCCGGAGGCUGCCGUGGGCACCGCUGGGUUGCCUCUGGAAAUUUUUUUGUCAUUCGGAGGGGAGUCCCCGUUUUAAUUUUUUCCCCUUUUUUUGAAAUUGGGAGCUUCAGACCAGGACAGCUGAAAAAAUUACAAACUCCCAGGGAGGGCCAUAUUGUUUUUGAGAGCCUUUUGUCUGCGGUUUGGCAGUCUCGUCCGAACCGUCCCCGAACUCCUCUCCGGCCCUCGGAGCCGACUCCCAGCGUCUCCGAGCUUCACUGCCACCUGUGAGCCGCGGCGUGGGCCACGGCUCCGAGCGGAGCCCCCUUUGUCCUGUGCGGUCCCUCUUAAGAAGUCCUCCUGGCGGGGCUCGGGGUGGUGGGGGCUGGGGAGAUGAACGCUGCGGCCAGCAGCUACCCCAUGGCCUCCCUGUACGUGGGUGACCUGCACUCGGACGUCACCGAGGCCAUGCUGUACGAAAAGUUCAGUCCUGCGGGGCCUGUGCUGUCCAUCCGGGUCUGCCGCGAUAUGAUCACCCGCCGCUCCCUGGGUUAUGCCUACGUCAACUUCCAGCAGCCGGCUGACGCUGAGCGGGCCUUGGACACCAUGAACUUUGAUGUAAUUAAGGGAAAGCCGAUCCGGAUCAUGUGGUCUCAGAGGGAUCCGUCUCUGAGAAAAUCUGGUGUGGGAAACGUCUUCAUCAAGAAUCUGGACAAAUCUAUAGAUAACAAGGCACUUUAUGAUACUUUUUCUGCUUUUGGGAACAUUCUGUCCUGCAAGGUGGUGUGUGAUGAGAACGGCUCUAAGGGUUAUGCCUUUGUCCACUUCGAGACCCAGGAGGCUGCCGACAAGGCCAUCGAGAAGAUGAACGGCAUGCUCCUCAAUGACCGCAAAGUGUUUGUGGGCAGAUUCAAGUCUCGAAAAGAGCGGGAAGCUGAACUUGGAGCCAAAGCCAAGGAAUUCACCAAUGUUUACAUCAAAAACUUCGGGGAAGAGGUUGAUGAUGAAAAUCUGAAAGAGCUAUUUAGCCAGUUUGGUAAGACCCUAAGUGUCAAGGUGAUGAGAGAUCCCAGUGGGAAAUCCAAAGGCUUUGGCUUUGUGAGUUACGAAAAACACGAGGAUGCCAAUAAGGCUGUGGAAGAGAUGAAUGGAAAAGAAAUCACCGGGAAGGUCAUUUUCGUUGGCCGUGCACAGAAGAAAGUGGAGCGGCAGGCCGAGUUAAAGCGGAAGUUUGAACAGCUGAAGCAGGAGAGGAUCAGUCGCUAUCAGGGGGUGAAUCUCUACAUUAAGAACUUGGAUGACACCAUCGAUGACGAGAAGUUAAGAAAAGAAUUUUCUCCUUUUGGAUCAAUCACCAGUGCUAAGGUGAUGCUAGAGGAUGGGAGAAGCAAAGGAUUUGGCUUUGUCUGCUUCUCAUCCCCUGAAGAGGCAACCAAAGCAGUCACGGAGAUGAAUGGACGCAUCGUGGGCUCAAAGCCACUGUAUGUCGCUCUGGCCCAGAGAAAGGAGGAGAGGAAGGCUCACCUGACCAACCAGUAUAUGCAGCGGGUGGCCGGGAUGAGGGCACUGCCUGCCAACGCCAUCUUAAAUCAGUUCCAGCCUGCAGCUGGGGGCUACUUCGUGCCAGCAGUUCCACAGGCUCAGGGAAGACCUCCAUAUUACACACCUAACCAGUUAGCACAGAUGAGGCCUAAUCCACGCUGGCAGCAAGGUGGGAGACCUCAAGGCUUCCAAGGAAUGCCAAGUGCUAUACGCCAGUCUGGGCCUCGUCCAGCUCUUCGCCAUCUGGCUCCAACUGGUAAUGCUCCGGCCUCUCGCGGCCUCCCUACUACCGCUCAGAGAGUCGGUGUUCCCACAGCUGUGCAGAACUUAGCGCCUCGGGCUGCUGUUGCUGCCGCUGCUCCUCGGGCUGUUGCACCUUACAAAUACGCCUCCAGCGUCCGCAGUCCUCACCCUGCCAUCCAGCCCCUGCAGGCACCCCAGCCUGCGGUCCACGUGCAGGGGCAGGAGCCGCUGACCGCCUCCAUGCUGGCUGCAGCACCGCCCCAGGAACAGAAGCAGAUGCUGGGUGAACGUCUGUUCCCACUCAUCCAGACGAUGCACUCGAACCUGGCUGGGAAGAUAACUGGGAUGCUGCUGGAGAUUGACAACUCGGAGCUGCUGCACAUGCUGGAGUCCCCCGAGUCUCUCCGCUCCAAGGUGGAUGAGGCUGUGGCGGUCCUUCAGGCUCAUCAUGCCAAGAAAGAAGCUGCUCAGAAGGUGGGCGCUGUCGCUGCUGCUACCUCUUAGACAAGGACGAACCGAUUCAAAAGCCAAAUAAACCCUCAUGGAAUUCAGCUCAAGGUUUGAAGACUUCCUAGCUUGUCCUAUGGACCUCAACACCAAGAACCGCAAUUGCAAAUUUAAUAGGUCAUUUUGUAUCAAAAGGUCAAUUAUGAAGCACCUAGAAUUUUUCAAUUUAAAGAAUAUAUUCUCUGGGCUCUGAUAUGGCCCAGACAGUGUUAACUUUUCUUUUUCUAUUGUGGGUUUUGAUUUUUUUCCCCCAGAAAUUGGUUUUAUUUGAUGUACCCAAGUCUUAAGUUUCUCAAUAAAGAAAAAAAUCUCCAUAAAAAAAAAAA
Molecule: messenger RNA, 2774 nt
Organism: Dama dama (fallow deer)
Lineage: Eukaryota; Metazoa; Chordata; Mammalia; Artiodactyla; Cervidae
Product: polyadenylate-binding protein 4-like
Exons: 1
Coding region: 550-2445 (631 amino acids)
Cellular component (GO): nucleus; ribonucleoprotein complex; cytosol
Molecular function (GO): poly(U) RNA binding; poly(A) binding; mRNA 3'-UTR binding
Source: RefSeq, a predicted model, not a curated record